Molecule: messenger RNA, 4898 nt
Organism: Epinephelus fuscoguttatus (brown-marbled grouper)
Lineage: Eukaryota; Metazoa; Chordata; Actinopteri; Perciformes; Serranidae
Product: aldehyde dehydrogenase family 3 member A2-like
Exons: 10
Coding region: 281-1843 (520 amino acids)
Biological process (GO): aldehyde metabolic process
Cellular component (GO): cytoplasm
Molecular function (GO): aldehyde dehydrogenase (NAD+) activity
Source: RefSeq, a predicted model, not a curated record
GUGAGCUGAGUGGGGUAUCUCGCUUCAUCCAAUAUCUCUGGCUAACUGAUGUCAGCAGUUUAACGUCACAGUAAAUCGUGCGACUGGCGUUAAAUGGUAAAACUUUAAUUUGCAAUAACUGGUCUUCAGGUAGGCCUAUUACUUACACAGAUAUUGAUCGUUUGUGUUUGUUGGUAUAUUUGUUAUAGCUUGCUAUGUAACAACAGUUUGCUGUGCUAUUGCUGUCAUUAUCAACCAAUGCAAAGCCCGUCUGGACUUACAGGAAGAAUUGACGAAAGGUAUGGCGAAUCCGUUUAGGAUGUCCCGAGAACAGCUGGCUGUACAGUUGGCCAGGAAGUCCUUCCAGACUGGGAAGACCAAACCUCUGGAGUUCAGAGUCCAGCAGCUGAAGAGCCUGCACCGCUUCAUCACUGAGAGGAGGAAGGACAUCGCAGAUGCUGUCACAAAGGACCUCGGCAAGAGUGAACAUGGGACGGAGCUGUUUGAGAUGCUGGGACUGGAGGGAGAGAUCAACCUGGCUAUACAGAAACUGGCAGAGUGGGCAGCUCCUCGGCCAGUAGAGAAGAACCUCCUCACCAUAGCAGAUGAGGUUUAUGUGCAGCCGGAGCCUUUGGGAGUGGUGCUCAUCAUCGGGGCCUGGAACUACCCCUGGGCUGUUACCCUCCAGCCACUUGUUGGAGCGAUUGCUGCUGGUAAUGCAGCAGUAAUAAAGCCGUCUGAGGUCAGCUCUCACUCUGCCAAGGUCAUGGAUGAACUUCUCCCUCACUAUCUGGACAAAGAUCUGUACCCAGUGGUGACAGGUGGAGUGUCAGAGACCCAGGAGUUGCUGAAGCAGAGAUUUGACCACAUUUUCUACACAGGAAACAGCACAGUGGGUAAAUUGGUGAUGGCGGCUGCAGCUCGCCAUCUCACCCCAGUGACCCUGGAGCUGGGAGGAAAGAGCCCCUGCUACAUUGACAAAAACUGUGACAUAGCUGUUGCAUGUCGUCGCAUCACGUGGGGAAAGUUUGUCAACUGUGGUCAGACAUGCAUUGCUCCAGACUUUAUCCUGUGUGAAUCAUCCAUCCAGAGCCAAGUGGUAGAAGAGAUAAAGAAGUGCAUCAAGGAGUUUUACACGGAUAAUCCUGAAACCUUUGAGGAUUACGGACGCAUUAUUAACCAGCGGCACUUUAAGAGGAUCGUGGCUCUUAUGGAGGGGAGCACAGUUGCUGUUGGUGGAGACAGUGAUGAAUCCCAGUGCUACAUAGCCCCCACUGUGCUGAAGGACGUGACAGGAAAAUCCAAAGUGAUGAAGGAAGAGAUCUUUGGGCCACUGCUGCCCAUCAUCACAGUGAACGGUGUAGACGAGGCCAUUCAGUUUAUUAAUGAGAGAGAAAAACCUCUGGUUAUAUAUAUCUUCUCCCAUGACAACAAGCUGAUCAAAAGGAUGAUAGCUGAGACAUCCAGUGGAGCUCUGCUGGCUAAUGACUGUCUGGUACACUUUAGUGUAAGUGCUCUGCCCUUUGGAGGAGUUGGUAACAGUGGUAUGGGCUGUUACCACGGCCGACACAGCUUUGACCAGCUUAGCCACCUGCGCAGCUGUCUGAUCAAGCAGCUGAAGAUGGAAGGAGUCAACAACAUACGUUAUCCCCCUCACACAGCCAAAAAGCUGGGCUGGACUCGAUUCAUUCUGCUCAAGGAGGUCAAUGUGUGCAGGCUGCGGCGCAUGGCACUGCUGGCCACGUUAGCUGGCUUGGCCGCAUUUGUGGUGCAGGUAAAGGAACUAAAAUAUACCACACCAGUCAAAAGAGGAAUAAAAGGUUUUCUUUUGAUAUCGGCACUGUUUUGUUUUACACGUCUGUAGCUUCCUAAGAAGUUUUCUGGAAAACCGAUUUGGUUUAUGCAAGUCCAGUGAGUUGCGUUCAGUGUAUAAGUAGUUCUCUGUUUAUUGUUUGCAGUUAGGUUAUUGGUUAGUUGGCUUCGCCAAAGUUACGUGAUGUUAGUUUGCUAAUGCUGUUCUCAGAUGGAAUCUUGCACGCAACUAAACAUCCUCUGCACUAAUCCAGACAGUUUGCAACACAUAUCACAUUCACAUAGACUCAGUAACAAAUUUGCUUUCAACAGAGCUACACCCAAAGAGGCAACUCAAAGUCCUGCUUCUUUUCCUUUGUCUUUGUCCUGACCACACAGUCAGACAAACCCUCCCCCAACCUGAAGCCAGCUUUGAUUCAGACAUCUUGUAGUUCUCUGUUGUCAGCCACUUUGUUUUGUAGGCCAAACGGCCCUUUGAUUACCACACCCGCCUUUGUCUUUCUCCCUCUCUCUCUUGCACGCACACACACACACACACACACACACACACACACACACACACACACACACACACACCAAGCUUGUAUAUAGUUAGUUAGUUAGUUAGAAUUAGUGAGUUUGUUUUGCUUUGCUUCCUUUAUGAAUAAAUAUAUUUUUUUGGAAUUAUACCUGCUGUCUGUUUAAUGUUGCACAAGAGUGAAUGAAUAGUCAACUUCUGCUUUGUCAAGAACUCCAAAAUCCUUCAGGCUUUACUAUUAAAUGUGGUUAUUGUUGUUAAUUUAAUUAUUAAUCAAAAUUCCAAAUUGACAGUUUAGUGAACGUUAUGAGACUGAUAUCUUUCACUGGCUAUCAUUUUUUCCUUUUCGAGAAUGGUGCCCCACGAGGUGAUUUAAUGUUAAUUAAGUCACAUUAUUUAAUAUAAUUAAUGAUUAUUAUCAGUAAUUAUUAAUUAUUUCAGAUAGCCAAGAGAUCUAUUACGAGGUCAUGCCUGUGUUAAGGCUUAAGUCCCAACAAAUGGUGCCACUGUGUAAAACAUAGCACUGGUGCCUAGAUCACAACAAAUAGUAUCCCCUCUUUUACAGUAUCAGCAGUAGAUUCCCUACAUUUUUGGUGCCUCCGUGUGAUGCCCAGUAUUGUUCUCAACAUUUAUGGUGUUCCCCUGUGAGGCCUAUACUAUAAUUUACAACACUAUGUCCACUUGUUACAUUACCAAUCCUUGGAUGGAUGGAGGAAAGAGUCGCUUUGUGGUGUGCUGCUUUUGUUAGCAGGAAGUGGAAGGCUGGAGAGAGCUGUGGUCCCAGAAGCGGUCUUUGUUGUGUCCUUGGUUCCAAAGGUGCAGAUCCGAGGAAGCCGGUAGCUUGGGGUCUUUGCAGAGUUAGAUGUUGGGGUGCUAACUCAGCUUGGUUCUCCUUGUUGCCGGAAAGUUAGUUGCAAACCUUGUGUGUGGCACACUAACUUCUUUGGUCUCCAGGUUCUACUCUGUCUGACAUUAAGGUGAAGCUGUGAAAAUACUCUCAAUAUAGUAUGUGCUUAAAGUGAUAUUGAUUUCUUUAGGUGGAACUUUUUCAUGUGGCUAAAAUACAUUUUGUUGCUGACCCUGUCCACAGCAGUGCAUUACUUAGCUUCCAUGUCUGACCCAUCUGGCUUCUCCAAACUGGUGGCAGGCUGACUGACAUCUACUGUAUCGUAACACACUGACUAUGGAUAAGUAUCUCAUACAACCCCACUACAAAAAAAUCCAAACUGUCCCUGUAAGAUACAUCAGGUUUUAGAUACAAAACAAUAAUUGUUAGUAACAUCAAGUCACCGCAGGUUUUGGUUAAUGGUUAAUUUCAUGCCAUUUGUUGACCCUAAGAAAUCACCAGCCUUAACAUAAAAACUGAUGUCUUUCAGGAGGGAUUAGCUGCAGUGUUUUUGUGUGUGUUGAACCUGGUUCCACAUCUGCAGUGUUCUACCAUUGUUUGUGUGUGUUCAGUCAUUUAAGUUCCAGUGCUGGGUCCAGUCCAGAUUCAAGACCAGGAUCCUCCUUUAUUUAGCUGGAUCCUCAUUGUGCAUGCACACUUUGCACACAAGUUGCACUUGUUGCCAGUAAAGGUGAUUCUGAUUCUAAAAAAUCAAUUAGAAAUGCUGUUAACCUUCCUUCAAAUUAAUUAAUCCUAUACUUUUAUUUUUGCUUCAGAGGUGUAUGAAACAUCUGUGUUUGCUGUCUCAAUACAUAGCUGAAUGCAGGCUACCUCUGCCACUCUGACGUUCACACAAACCCCCAGCUAGGAUGCAAGCAUUCUGCACUUAAAAAAAAAGUGGCAAAAAGAGAAAGGUUAAUCCUUAAUGAUAUUUAACAAGGUAUAAGCUUCUAAAUAUUUCUCCACUGAGGUGGUGAAGCCAUGUGCUUUAUUGAAAUGAUGAACAAACAAAUGGAGAUACAGAUCCUUUCUCACAGAUGAACAUGUGUCAGCUGUGCUCUGCAUACACCAGAAAUGACACCUUGUUUUAGUGCCCUUCUCCAAGCGCGUCAGAGGUUUUAUUCCUCCCUCUAAGAUAGGUUGUUGUGUCGCAGAAAGCCUGUGUGUUGACUUGUACACUUGUGUUAGGCCAGUAAGUAAAAUGCAUUUGGGUAAUUCCACCUAAAUUCCACCUAAAGCCUAGAGAUGUAAUCUGGACUUUUUAUAAAGAUGCCUGAAUGGGUUUGAUCAAAAAUGUAUUAAUUCAAGUGAGAAAAAGAUUUUCCAUAGUUUUCAAAGUCCAGUAUAACAGGAGGGGUAAUUUUAUCCCUGAAAACUUAGUACUUAGUAUGUUGUUUUUUGUUUGUUAUAUUCGGAACAUUAUUUCUUUAAUUAGUACUGUAGGCUGGAAACUAUGUUUCAUUUUGUUUGAAUUGUUAUAAACCAGAAAUGAGUGCUUUAUGUAGAACCCAAUAUUUACUGUGAUAGUGCACAUAAAACACAUCUGCUAUGUCUGUCUGCCCCCUAAACCAUAACAGAUUUCUGAUGUUGCCCUCUGUAGAAAAUGAUUGCCCACCCCUGCCUUAGGCCUUAAAGGGAAAGUCCGGAUUUUUUGGGUCUGAGGUACAUAUCCAUAGACGGUGUAUUACAUACAGCAGAUGUAAG